Molecule: messenger RNA, 1982 nt
Organism: Gasterosteus aculeatus aculeatus (three-spined stickleback)
Lineage: Eukaryota; Metazoa; Chordata; Actinopteri; Perciformes; Gasterosteidae
Product: ras-related protein Rab-33B
Biological process (GO): Rab protein signal transduction
Molecular function (GO): GTP binding; GTPase activity
Source: RefSeq, a predicted model, not a curated record
UAGAGGAAUAAAAUCCAAGCUGCAGUUGGCUUGCGUCAAACAAUACAGAUUUCUGUAAUUACGUUUCCACUAUUUUUAAUAUUGAAAAAUAUAUAUAAAUUAAGGUAAAUAUCACUGUAAAGGGAAUUUACCAGUAGCCGUCGCCUGAGUGGAUGAGUGAGCUUCCACAUGACUGAUUAAAGUCAUUUGAUUUGUUAGGUAACCACUUACGUAUGUGACACAUUUUCACAAUCAAUUUGUUAAAGGUCAGAGGGCAAAGACAAGGUGAGACAAUAAACUAAAAGAUUAAAUAAUAUGUGGUUAUAUGCAUCCGCACUAGUCGUUACAGACUAGUGGUCGUGUUAUUGGUGUGUUUAAUAUAACUAUUACAACUUUUUCUAUAAAAAAGUACAGUUUCAAUUUUAAUUUCUUAAAUUGUUUGCAGGCUAAACGUGUAACGUGUGGCAUUAUUUUAAAAGAAACAUCUCCAAGUCUACGUGUAUGAAACUAUUUGUGAUUGAAUGAGAUUCCAGUUUAUUUCUCAUGCAUAAGUGGACUAACACUGCAUUGUAAUGUUACAUUAUUAUAUCCCUUUCUCUGAUGAUGGCAGACAGGUCCAUCAAUAAAUAAAGUCCGAUGUUUUUUUUACAAAUUAAAAGGUAGAACAUUUCCAAAAAGCUGCAGCUCGUCAUUUGACCAGCUCCCCGCCCUGAGACACCAAUCAUCACCAUGCUGUCAAAAGCAGCGUCAGGGACGUCCUCUCCUCCUCCUCCUCGGAUCAGCGCUGUGAGGAGUUCUCCAGGAGGACGUGUGCGUGUUACACACACACAAAUAAACCCGUUUUUUGUGGACUCAACCCUGCGUCUUUAUUGGACGCUGUCUCUCUCUCUUGGAGAUCUCCUUGGACGCGCUUUCUCUGCGCUUUGGUCUCCUCGUGAACUCGCCGUGCGCGACGGGGCCCAACAAUGGAGUCAUCUCUCGAGUUUUCCAGCUCCGUGGGCAGCGUGUCCUCCCUGAUGAGUCGCUGUCGGACCUUCAAGGUGCUCGUGAUCGGAGACUCGGCGGUGGGGAAGACCUGCCUCACGCACCGGCUGUGCGCCGGAGAGUUCCCCAGCCGAGCGGAGGCCACCAUCGGGGUGGACUUCCGCGAAAGACAGCUGGACAUCCACGGAGAGAAAAUUAAGCUCCAACUUUGGGACACGGCAGGACAGGAGCGUUUCCGUAAGUCCAUGGUGCAGCACUACUAUCGCAACGUGCACGCCGUGCUCUUCGUGUAUGACGUCACCUGCCCCGCCAGCUUCAGCAGCCUGACCGCCUGGAUAGAAGAGUGCAGGCAGCACUCCCUCGGCCAGGAAAUCCCCAGGUUCCUGGUGGGUAACAAAAGUGACCUCCGUGACCCCAGCAGAACCGACGGCCAGGUGAGCCAGGAGCAGGCGAGGAGCUUCGCCAAAGCCCACGGCAUGGUGUGUUUUGAAACGUCCGCCAAGAACCCGCCAGACAAAUGCGCGAGCGCUCGACGAGGCGAUGCGGAGCUUCUGCAUCGGCAGGAUAUGGUGGAGGACAUUGUUGUUGCUCUUGGUGCCAAACUGAAGAAGCAGAAGAUACCUGGAGCAGCAAACGACUCGAUGUACGGCUCCUUUAAAAUCCUGAACAAGAAGAGGACGGAGAAAGCGGUGUGGACCUGCUGCUGAGAGACACAGGGAACCGCUGACCCUUUCAGAUGGAACAAUGUGACGUUUUUUUUAGCUCUUCUUAAUGAUCGUGUGUAUGAAUGUACGUGUCUAUGUCAACAAGAUAAUUAGCAUUGUGUGCAUAAUGAUACUAUUUGACCAUAGACAACAAUGCAGAUCUUUUUUAAAAUUUGAAAUACAGUUGCUGUUACACCUACGCUGAGCUUUAAUAUUUAUACUCUUAAAUAUGAGUAUGUUCUUCUUGGAAAUUCUAUGUGUGUUUGUGAUUUUCUUCUUUACAAUUGCUGCCAAAUAAAAGACUGUGAAUGUAAA